CGCCGUACCAGGCAUCUUCUUCCGCAUGUGGCACGGCUGUGCCUGGUAUCAACUUUCCUGGAAGAUGGUAUCAGAAUGUGGUUUCAGUGGGACGAUCAAAGGCAGUUUAUGCAGGAAUCAUGGUCUUGUGGUUGGUUCCUAGCGACUAUGUUCGUUGUCUACAACUUCUUUGGACAGUUCUUGCCUGUGAUCAUGAUCAUGUUGCGAAAAAAGGUGGCGAUCGCUUGUGGUGUGCUUGGAUCAAUUGUACUUCUACAAACUGUUGCUUAUCAUAUUCUAUGGGAUCUGAAGUUCCUUGCCAGAAAUGUGGCUGUUGGUGGAGGACUUGUACUACUCUUGGCUGAAACCCAAGAGGAAAAAGCAUCAUUAUUCGCUGGAGUGCCAACCAUGGGAGAUUCUAACAAGCCAAAAUCGUACAUGUUAUUAGCUGGACGAGUUCUACUGAUAUUCAUGUUUACGUCGCUACUUCAUUUCGAAAUGAGCUUCUUGCAGGUAAUUGAAAUUGUGGUGGGAUUCGCGCUGAUCAUGCUUGUAUGUGUUGGCUACAAGACGAAAUUGUCCGCAAUGCUUCUUGUGGUCUGGUUGUUCGGCCUCAAUCUAUGGCUUAACGCUUGGUGGAAUGUACCAUCUGAUCGAUUCUACCGUGAUUUCAUGAAAUACGACUUUUUCCAGACGAUGUCUGUUAUCGGAGGUCUGCUACUGGUCAUCGCUUAUGGUCCUGGUGGAGUUUCUGUUGACGACUACAAAAAGAGAUGGUAA
Molecule: messenger RNA, 759 nt
Organism: Haemonchus placei
Lineage: Eukaryota; Metazoa; Nematoda; Chromadorea; Rhabditida; Trichostrongylidae
Source: the annotation of a GenBank genome assembly